AUGAAGGCGAUGGGCAUCUACCAGCGGUGGUCCUUUGUUUUGGGCCCCAAACCCAUGUGUCUGGAUGACCUCGAGUCAAUCUGCCUCCGCUCCUCGAUGCCGGACGAGGAACUGGGAGAGGACCACGGCAGCUGGUGCCUGGACAUUUUGUUCAAGCUCGAGAGCCUCAAAGCUCUCGUUACCGGCCAGGCUCUUCAACUCGAGUCUCAUCUGGGCCUCUUUCCGAUAAGCAGUGCCGCGACCAGCGUAUUUUCGGACAACCCCGAAGAGAUUGUGCGGCCAAGCAGUGCGGCGUGGUACUCGAAAGACUUUCGUCCCUCGACGGAGUCCCUAGGAAAACAUGUGGCACGCUGGCCCCCCGAGCGUCCUUGGACGCCCGAGUCGCUGUCACUGGCUGCCUAUGCAGUCAACCAGACCAGAGCAAUGAGCUGGUCGCCUAUUCCCACUCCCUCGUCCUCCCUAAUGGUGUAA
Malassezia japonica is the source of this 471-nucleotide messenger RNA. RefSeq lists its product as uncharacterized. The record is from RefSeq and is a predicted model, not a curated record. Bases 1 to 471 code for a protein of 156 amino acids. Lineage: Eukaryota; Fungi; Basidiomycota; Malasseziomycetes; Malasseziales; Malasseziaceae. The transcript has a single exon.